This is a messenger RNA of Porites lobata, 3653 nucleotides long. NCBI's taxonomy places the organism in Eukaryota, Metazoa, Cnidaria, Anthozoa, Scleractinia, Poritidae. The record is from the annotation of a GenBank genome assembly.
UUUGACUCAACGGAGACAGUUUUCAUCAUAAGGAUUUUAUCUUGUGUCGUCAAUUGUUUAUUUUCUCUGAUGUCAAGUUUGGGAAACCUUCUUAUUUUAAUCGUGAUUAGAAAAACCCAAGAUCUUCAUUUGCCGUCUUUCGUUCUUGUGGGUAGUUUGGCAGCCUCAGAUCUCCUUGUUGGCUUGAUAUGUCAACCUUUGCUAGUUGCACUGAACAUAGCCGAACUUAAAAAGAAUUUCAACGUCUUCUGCUAUUGUAGAAUGCUUCUAUUUGUAACAGGCUGGACGACAGGUGGCGUUUCUCUUUUGAUCUUAACUGCAAUUUCCGUGGACCGUCUUCUUGCGUUAACUCUCCAUUUGCAAUACAACACGACUGUCACAGUUGCUCGCGUAUUCCAAACCACUUUUGUUUUCUGGAGCUUUUGCGUUUUUAUUAAUGUUACAAGGUUUUGGAUGACAACCAAGUGGUAUUUCAUCCCAUUGGCUGUUUUCCUUCUUUCUUUUGUCGUCAUAACCGUCUGUACGUUAAAUAUAUUUAAAAUUGUUCGAAGGCACCAACGCCAGAUAAACUGUCAAACUUUGGCUGUCAUCCGCCUUCAAACCAACACAGUGAACAUACUCAAAUGCAGAAAAUCUGCUGUGACAGUACUUUAUAUUUACGCUUUGUUUUUAAUUGUCUACCUUCCCUUCAUUACAUUGACGGUUAUGGAAUUGCUGAUCGGAAUGACCAGAGCAUUAGCAACUGCUUCAAUCUAUGCUGCUACUGUCGUUUUUAUAAACUCUUUUCUUAAUCCGUUUGUGUAUUGCUGGAGAAGUAGAGAAAUACGAAGAGCUGUAAAAAAUAUCCUGAAAAGACAGAUGGCACAAAAAUGAUGGCCAUCACAGCUAAUCACAAAAUGUCCUCAUAAUUUACCUCUAAUACGUUCAAAAUAUGUAGUAACACGAAAAUGACAAACAUCCCUUGCAAAUAUAAAGUACUUUUAAAGCAAUACUUAUUCUCAGUCCUGGACAUAAGUGAAAAUUAAUAGCUCAGCAUUAGGCCACCUGCGUUACUUAAUUUUUUUCUUUUUAGCCAACAAGACCGCACUUUACAACAGAAGACUUAAAAAUAUUCCUUAUUAGUGUAUGAAGCAGUAAAUAAUCUAAAACCAGUUGCAAAAAUAGGGAGCUUAGGCAACAACGACGGCGACUUCUACGAAAACGUCACUUAAAAAUUAUUGCGUUCGCGCUGCUUCAAACUUACCGCGCUUAUUCCAUGUUGUUCAUUUUGUCAAAUCUUAGCGAAUUUUUGAGGAGUUGAAUUCUAAAGGACUCCAUCAAUAAUCAGAAAAAGAGAAAAAGGGUCGUUGUCCUUUGUUCACGUCCUCCACAAAACGUGAAAUUUGUCAGUUUCACGUCGUAGUCGUGCAACGACGGCGUAGAAAUGUACAAAAAAUUGUGAUGCGCGUGCAAAGUUGUUGUUUUGCUAAUCAAACCUAUUGCUUUUUUGCCCUUCUCGUUGCCGUCGCCGUCGUCGUUGCUUCAGAGUUAUUUAAGUAUACCUAAAUGACAAGAGUAAGCUAAGUAUAAGUAAUAAGGUUAAUAGGUAUAAUUAUCAAUCAACAAUAUCAAAUUAAUUUAGGGUAUCUAAUUAUUGAUUCAAAUUAAUAGUUGAAGAAAAAGAAAAUUCUAGUUAAUAGUCUAAAAAUUAAGUAGGAAAAGAGCCUGAAAAAUCACACACACACACACACACACACAAAAGGAAAACUAGGCUAUACGAGAAAUUAUUAAUCAACAGUAUGGAAAUAGUUAGGACAGAUUAGCUUGUUGAACUAAAAAAUCUAUGGAAGUUCUUUCUAAAGAUGUGUUUUGAAGAUUCGUCUUUGAGUUCAGAGGGAAGGGUAUUCCAAACAUUUGUGCCUUGAUAUGUUAUGGUAAAUUUCCAAAUUAUGAACGGGAUGUGCGAUUUAGCGAGUUUACGAUGCAGGAUUCGGGAUUCUACCCUAUCACGUGGCAAUUUUGACCACACCCCGACCAUUUUUAUUCCUCUAUGUACCACUGGUUCUCUGGAGAUAAAGGAAUCUGGAAUCUCUACAACGCACCUUUUAGAACGUACGUUUGGAAUCGGAAUACGUAAAUAAUAACCUUAACAUGGUACUGGCGUUAAACUAAACUCAAAAAUAACAAAAUUAAUUCGUUGGCUUAUUGACUUGUUCAGCAACAUGCGUUUAUCAGCUGCUUCAAAUAAUUUGAAUUUUCAUAUUUUCGAUAGUACCAUUUCAUAUACUGUUUAAAAAACGAGCAGGAGUAUAUUAUCGGGUUUAAAGGCGAAGCCGAGAGUUUUCACACCUGUUAAAACAUUACUGCGAGGUUUUUGAACGGCUUCAAAAUAUCUGAUAUAGAUGACUCAUUUAUUUACAUGUGAGGUUAUAUUGGUCUGAAAAAUUGGACGUAAAGUUUAGGCGGGUCUUUACAAGAUACAAAGGCACUUAUUAAACUCUAAUUUCUUUUGUUUUCGUUAUUAAUUAUUCAUGAGUUUUUGAAUUUCUGACAAUGGUUUAUCAAAAAUUAAGUGAUUCUUAUUACUAAGUUUGGAGAUACUUGAAUCUGAAUUUUCUUUAUACUAACACUGAGCGUUUUUUAGCGUUGUAUUUUCUUACAGGGAAGUAAAAUGAUCUACAUCAAUUAGGCUUUAAUAGUCUGUCAACCAAUUGAUUGGUUAGUAUUAACGGAAGCGCUUAAUUUUUUUUGGUAUUUGCUGUAAAUUGCUUCCUCUAAAACUGAGCCGCACUUUCACGCGCUGCAUACAGCAUCUGGUUAUCAUGAAUACGUGAUGUCACCAAUUUGCUUCUAUAUAUUCUUUCAAAAAUUGAACGCUUCUCGUUAGUAAGUUUGGAAACAAUUGAGUCUGAAUUUUAUUUAUGCUCGCUUUCGAUUACUUCAUUUAAAAUCUUCAGCUCGUUUUUACUUCCUGUACCAAGAAACAAGUCAGGAGACGACGUUGCCGACAACUUCAUCCUGUGUUUGGAAAACACACCUUCUUUAUCAUGAACAGAACAUACAGUAACUGCUUUUUCUUUGAAGACAACCUUUUGCACUUUGACUCAAGGGAGACAGUUUUCAUCACAAGGAUUUUAUCUUGUGUCGUCAAUUGUUUAUUUUCUCUGAUGUCAAGUUUGGGAAACCUUCUUAUUUUAGUCGUAAUUAGAAAAACCCAAGAUCUCCAUUUGCCAUCUUUCGUUCUUGUGGGUAGUUUGGCAGCCUCAGAUCUCCUUGUUGGCUUGCUAUGUCAACCUUUGCUAGUUGCAAAGUACAUAGCCGAACUGAAAAAGAAUUUCAACGUCUCCUGCUAUUGUAGAAUGCUUUUGUUUAUAACAGGCUGGACGACAGCUGGCGUUUCUCUUUUGAUCUUAACUGCAAUUUCCGUGGACCGUCUUCUUGCGUUAACUCUUCAUUUGAAAUACAACACGACUGUCACAGUUGCUCGCGUAUUCCAAACCACUUUUAUUUUCUGGAGCUUUUGCGUUUUUAUUAAUGUUACAAGGUUUUGGAUGACAACCAAGUGGUAUUUCAUCCCAUUGGCUGUUUUCCGUCUUUCUUUUGUCGUCGUAACCGUCUGUACGUUAAAUAUUUUUAAAAUUGUUCGAAGGCACCAACGCCAGAUAAACAGUCAA